This is a messenger RNA of Rhopalosiphum padi (bird cherry-oat aphid), 1175 nucleotides long. RefSeq lists its product as uncharacterized. Gene Ontology annotation, molecular function: growth factor activity; growth factor receptor binding. Lineage: Eukaryota; Metazoa; Arthropoda; Insecta; Hemiptera; Aphididae. The record is from RefSeq and is a predicted model, not a curated record. Gene Ontology annotation, biological process: positive regulation of cell population proliferation; positive regulation of protein autophosphorylation. The transcript has 7 exons. Gene Ontology annotation, cellular component: membrane. The coding region runs from base 1 to 1065 and encodes 354 amino acids.
AUGUUAACGUGCACAGCUUCGCUGUCCACCACUGUCGUCUGUUGCACACUGCUGAUCGUCACUGUCACAGCCAGGCACGGACAGAGCGUGGCCCGUUUGACGACGUCCGCGGAUUGGCGCGGAGACAUCGUCCACACGACAGACAUCGAGCGUGAAGACGUCGUCCACACGACAGACAUCGGGCGCGAAGACAUCGUCCACACUACAGACAUCGGGCGCGAAGACGUCGUCCACACGACAGAAAUCGGACGUGACACCAUCACUUCGGGCGGCAGUUCUUCGUGCUGCGACGGGCAAUACACAGCCGCCACAUCGUCACCAUCGCACAACACUGUCGCAAGUCCCCGUAAAAUCCCUUUGGAUGUUAUAAUUGAACUGAAUCAGGUGACAAAUGUGUCAGAACUGUUCUCUAAAUUCAUUCCGGAUACAAAUUUGGAUGAAGCCCAAACACUUUUCUUUACAACAGGUUUUCAAAGCCGAACUACACUAAAUAUAGAAAGAAAAUCAACGUUGGUUCCUAAGCCAGCCGGUUGUUCUCCUGUACUUAAAACGGUCAGCCUUAAAGAUACUGACGAUCAAAGUUUAUAUUAUCAUCCUGCAACGUGCAUUCAGGUGUAUCGUUGCGGUGGUUGUUGCCUCCACGACUUGUUGGAAUGUCAACCGACCAAAGUCGAUACCAUCGACUAUGAAGUUAUGGUCUCACAAUAUAAAGGUGCUGGAAAAUUCGACUUCUUAGGUCGAAAAAUAGUGUCGAUAGAACAACACUUGAAAUGCAAGUGUGGAUGCGUUGUUAAACAAGAGAAUUGUACCUCCUUGCAAACGUAUAACCCAAAACAGUGUAUUUGUACGUGUAGUAACCAAGAGGACCUCGAUAAGUGUAUCGAAGAAAACGGUUUAAAACUAUGGAAUUCAGCGACUUGCAGGUGCCAAUGUCGUGAAGUCAAAGAAUGUACUUCAGGAUUUGGAUUUAAUUAUAAUACAUGCAGAUGUGAAGCUUUAAGACAAAGAAUAAAAAACACUGCUUAUGAAUUCAACAAAAAUACAUAUUCAUUGGGAGAAACGUGACCUAAUCUAAAUUUUAAUGUGAAUAAUCCUUUUAUUGAUAAUUAAUAACAAUUUUUUAUAUACAGGAUAGAGCUUGACUUUUUCUAUUAAAUAUAUCAAUUUAUUUUAUA